AUGGCAGAUCCGCUAUACGAACUGCUAAUUCCUUAUUUUGACAAGCCAUCACCACGUCCACCACCCAGCUCGAAUGACCCAACAACGAAUACGUACCUCUCUCGCCUUACCACUCUCCCCCUCAACUCCCUCACCACCACAGAACCACAAUCCCUCACUCAAUCGACACACUCAUUGCUCCUUUCUCUUCAAGCGCUCUCGAAACGAUCGCAUAAAUCCAUAAUCGACUCUUCUACCCACCUCUCUACUCUAAGCACCACCCUACCAAGUCUAGCGCAAUCCACAGCCUCUCUUCGAGAUGCACUGCCCAAACUCGACGAUGCAGCAAUUAAUUUCAGCGAGAACUAUAACCUGCGUGCCGAAAAUGACAAUACCUUGCUAGAACGAAGGAGAAAAGCACUUCUCCUGUCCCGAAACAUUGAUCGCCUGUCCGACGUUCUAGACCUUCCCGCCCUCCUCUCCUCUGCGAUAUCCUCCUCUUCAAAUACUACAGCACCAAAUAAUAAUGCCUCGAAUGCAACAUUAAACUAUGCCUCCGCUCUCGACCUCAAUGCGCAUAUCAAGCGUCUCCAUGGUCUAUAUCCCGACUCGCCCCUCAUAACGAGCGUCCGUGUUCAAGCCGAAACUGCGAUGCAGGAUAUGUGUACAAAUCUGAUUGCCAGUCUACGAGGGAACAGCUUGAAGCUCGCAAGUGCAAUGAGGACUAUAAGUUGGCUACGAAGAGUAGCACCAGAGUUGAAUCCUACUCCCACGAAUGCGCUCUCCGGUACCAGCACAAUAUCUGCAAAUUCAAAUAAUACCCGAGAAGGUGCUUUAGGCUCACUCUUCCUCGUCUGUCGCCUCUCCAAUCUCUCCCAAAUGCUCUCAGCUCUCGAUCCUCUUCGUGAACUCGCAGAUCAAGAAACGGCGAAACUUCUAGCUCAAGGAAAUCAACAAGGCCUGAAAGAAAAAAGCAAAUGGGAAGGCGGUCAACAAACAGAACGCUAUUUAAAACGGUACAUUGAGAUUUUCCGUGAACAAAGUUUUGCGGUGGUGAGCAUGUACCGCUCCAUCUUCCCACCACCAGCCGCGACACCCGAAGGGUUGAAGGGCGUCAUCCCCGCAGCCGGAAAACAGGAUCCUUUAGAACCUCUUCCUAGCGCUCUGGGGACAUUUCCUCAGAGGUUGGUGGGGAUGUUGGAGGAGACUUUACGGCAGUAUUUGCCGAAUGUUCGGGAUCGAAGUUCGCGGGAUAGUCUGUUGACGCAGGUUCUCUAUUGUGCGGGGAGUUUGGGAAGGUUAGGAGGGGAUUUUAGUAUGAUUCUUGCGUUCUUGGGAGAGGUUGGCGAUGAGGAGGAGGAUGAAGAUGAGGAGUGGGCGGAGGUUAUUAGGAAACAUAGGGUUCUUGCCGGGAGGUUGGAGUUGAUGGUUGGGUCGAAGGAGCAUUAA
Messenger RNA from Hymenoscyphus albidus, 1428 nucleotides. The record is from the annotation of a GenBank genome assembly. NCBI's taxonomy places the organism in Eukaryota, Fungi, Ascomycota, Leotiomycetes, Helotiales, Helotiaceae.